AUGUUUUUAGGAUAUACGAAAGGUGUGCACACAUUUGUCGACUAUUGGGAAUUCGAAGACAAAAAAACAAUGCGAAAAACAAACAGAAAAACAAAAACAAUGACGGCAAAGCCUAUUAAACACAAAUAUUCUGACACAAUUGAAACUUCGUGUGCAACAAAUUUGGAACAUUUAAAAACUCGUUAUAUUCAUCGAGUUACCCUUACAGGGUUAAUUGAAAAUAAAAGAUACGGUACUUUAUUUGGCGAAAAAUUAAAUUUUUUAAUCAAAAAUUUGACAGAAUAUCAAGUUGGAUAUUUCAAACCUUCCAAAAUUCGCGGGGUAGAGUGCACAAUCCCGCAAUCUUUUUCUGAGGGAAAAGAUCCUCGCCAUUGUAAAAAAGUGACAAGGAAAGACGUCUUCAAUUUUUUCAUGUUCCCUUGGUCAAAUCCCGUCGAUUAUGAUUUUACAAUUGCAAUAUUUGGUGAUCUGGGAUUGAAAAAGCCGAGUGCCAAUGUUUCUGAUAAGCUGUCAUGGAGAAGUCCCAAAUAUGAUAAGCUUGCUCCUCAGGCAUUCGAGUCCUUAAUAGAGCUUGUUCACAGAAAUGCUAACCCAACCCAUCCGAUGCUUAAUAAAUUGAAACAUCCUAUUCACAAGUCGCAUUUGGAUGAAAAAAGUAGUGGAUUUAAAAUGCAAAGUGACAUUGCUUAUAAUCUACACACUUGGCGUUCAGAGGGGAAGAAACAAAAUUGUAAAUUCUACAAUCUAGGAGACCGGUUUAUGACGAUUAUGGAGAAUGUUGCGGCAUAUGUGCCGUAUCUGGUAAUUGCUGGUAACCAUGAAAAUGAGGAGAAGAAUGAGAACAGACCAGAUCCGCCUGGCCCGGAUUCAUCAUUUUUCAAUCCACAAUACGAACAUUUUGAAUCGCGCUUUUUUAUGCCGAGGAAUCUAACUAACCAUGCUACAAAUCAUUAUUAUCACUUUAAAUAUGGUCCCAUCUUUUUUGUUUGUGUAAGCACAGAAUUUUAUUAUUCCUAUUCAAAACAAGAACCGUUCAAAUGGAUACCGGAUGUUGCCCGAAUUAAAAAACAAUACGAAUUUAUUAAAUACAGUUUGAAGGAAGCAAAUGAACAGCGUGAGAAGUAUCCUUGGCUCGUUGUUGUUCAACACCGACCAUUUUAUUGUACAUCGAAAAACAAACAGACUUGCAGAUUUAACAAAUAUCAUAAAGAUGGCAUACCAUUAACGGACCCAAACAAUCCAAAAGUUUACAAACUCCAAUAUGGACUUGAGGAAUUAUAUAAUCGUUAUCACGUGGAUUUGGUUUUAUCUGGGCAUGAACAUGCCUUUGAAAUGUUCCCACCAAUUCAACUGAACAGGGAGAUUAAUAAAGUUGUCCCCUACAAGUAUUGGUGGAAUGCUACACGCUUAGUGAACGUAAACAAUAAUACUACACCUGUUCAACAUGAUUUUAUGUCGUUUCGGGAUCCAGUUGCUCCUGCUUAUGUGGUUGUUGGGCGACCAGGCAACACGGAAGAGAAGGAGCAGUUAUCUGACAUCCCCUAUUUAGAGCGGAUUAAUCAAUACACCGAUUUUUCCAUGACUUUGCUUCAUUACCCAGGAUCAGUUGCCAAAAAGUCGUUGAUUACAGUAAGACAGGUGGAUGUACUUCAAGGCAAUGUUCCUAUGGAAUUUGCGUUGGAAAAAACAUUUACCUCUUACAAUAUCAAAGAAAUUUAUAAUUCCAUGGAGGGAAAUAUUCAAAAUAAAUAUCAGCUAGAAAGCAGUUAUUUAAUCAGUGAUAGAAAGCGGCACGAAAAAUUCUUGGAGGAUACAAUAGAAUUUUCAAUUCAUAAUUAUGCUGAUUUAGAAGAAAAAGAACCGGAUUUGGUUUAUCCACCACUUUCUAAAAAUGAGGAUAAGGAUAAAGAAAAAGAUUUUCUUUUAAAAGAGAUAAGCAUUACUGCUGGUGAAAAUAGCAAAAUUCGAGCUUUGCUAUACUCCUACAAUUUGAAAAGAGAACAUCCUUUGAAUACUCAUUUAGAUGAAAUGUACAAAAUUGCAAUAAAAGGAGUUUGUGGAAGUAAUUAUCAACAAAUCUUGAAGAAUCAAGCAGACUGGAAGAAUCAACAAGUUCAAGAAGCUUUAAGGCAAUUUACUCAAAAAAUUUUAAUGGACCAUUCGAAAAUGUUUAGUAAACCUCCAGAACAAAAAAUCAUCAAUGAUAAGAAGAGGAAGAAGUCAGCUACGAAAGAAAAUUCACAACCCAAUGUUAAUCCAUUAAAAACAAAUGUUCAAAAAACUACGAAUCCUUUUCAAAAUCUUUUUGGUAAAAAUAUAUUUGGAACAACCAAAGAAAAUGUACAGCCAAAUUUUGCAGCUCAAAAUGGUCCACAACAAGUGUUCCAUUUUCAAGCGGGGGUGGACGGAAAUGUCAAAAAAGAACAAAAUGAUAACUAUUUCAAAAAUGGAACUAAAAUAUUCGGAACAAACAAAGAAAAUAUACAGCCAACUUUUGUAGCUCAAAAGGCUGAUUCUACAAAGAAUGUGAAGAAAUCUGCCAGUUUUGCUCAGAAUAUUUCGACAGAUAUCCCGCAAACUUUAAAUACUUCUUCGGUAAAUGCGAGCAGCACAACUGGAGGAUUAAAAGGAAUAUUGAAUGUUCCGCUACCAAAUUUUCCACAAACGAGUUCUCUCAAACCCGUUCGAGUCGAUACCAAUACUCAUGUCACUGCCGAAUAUUCCCCUCAAAGUUUAGACAAGCCAAAUUCUCCACAAGUUACAUAUCGUAUCAACACUCAAGUUAAAGUUGAUUAUGAACCUCAAAACGUUACGAAAGGAGAAACACAAAAUAAAGCCGAACAAUCUAAAAAUACAAACGAAAAAACGCAAGAGGUUAAAAAACGGAAACGAAAUUUUAAAGCAAAAAUUGAAUGGAGCGAGGAUGAGCUUUAUGAUCUUACAGAUCUUAUAGCUUAUUUUUAUUAUAGAGCUUUGGUUAAACCCUCUUGUGAUAUGUCAAAAUUUCCACUUUUUAAAGGAUAUAUUGCUAAAAAUGGAGAUAAGGUUUUAGAAAUGAAUCCGAAUGUGGUGGAAAAAAUUAUUUCGAAUGAUAAAGCAGAUUGUGUAUUUAUUCAUUACUACAAAAGCAUUUCGAAUGAACAGGCGAAUUAUGGAACUUUGUUGGACAAAUUAUUUAGCUCAAAGGGGGUUUGUUUUCAAUUAUUAUUUGUUAGAGAUAGAGAUCUGACCAAGACGGGAAAAAUCUCAUUGUUUGAGAGACCGGUCAUGAAACUGAGAUCGAUCAUUGAAGAUCGAUCAUUGAAAUCUCAUUGUUUGAGAGACCGAUCAUGA
Meloidogyne enterolobii is the source of this 3333-nucleotide messenger RNA. The record is from the annotation of a GenBank genome assembly. NCBI's taxonomy places the organism in Eukaryota, Metazoa, Nematoda, Chromadorea, Rhabditida, Meloidogynidae.